ACGGGACUGUUGUUGUAAUUAACACUAUAAUUUAAAAAUGACUUAUUCAAGAAUGGUCAGACCCGGUACAGAUUUUUGGAGGUCAUCUUUAAAUCCCGAUUUACGGGGCCUCUUCUACUUUUCCCGGUUCCCAAACAGCUUCUGACACAAAUUGUUUGCUCUCUCUCUCUCUCUCUCUCUCUCACAAAGUGGCUGGUUUUUCCGUCGCCGAUCAAUUCUUCACCGUCGAUCGACAUUGUUUGGUGUCCUCUCCUGUUGCUUCUCCAGGGUAGCAAUUAGUUGUUUGAUUGCCUUCUAAUGGGUGCCAGUUCCUGCUGUGACUCUGAGGGGCUUCUAAGAUUUUGAAUCAUAAGCCUAGUUGUAUAAUUUUUGGUCUAAGAUGUUGUCAUGUUCAAAUGAACUAUUGACCCACCACAAUCAUCAGAAUGCUGUCGCUGCUGAUGCAAGCUUGUCCAAAUGCGGUGAAAGCCAUUUGGAACACGAGGACGAAGAAGAGGACGAGGAUGGGGACGAAGAAGAGGAUGUAGACUUCUAUCCCAUUUUUAAAGCUACCCCAUCUAUGGAAGCUUCUUCAAGCUUGAGCUUUGAAGUUGAAGGUCUAGAUGUUGAUGUUGUUGGCAGUGGGGAAAACACUCGCAGGGAUUUGGUUACUAAUUUGUUGUCAAAGCCACCUUCUCAAAUCCAAGACUAUGCUGCUGGAGAUUCCAAGCAUGGCGAGGAGAUUGUGUUGCAAACUGCCGUUUCUUCUGGAGGAGCAUGUGAAAAAGAAUCAGAAAAAUCAUCUCCCACAGGCAUAAGGAAGAGAAAAUCAGAUUCUUGGAGCUGUCAGCCUGAAAAUGAAACAUUUUGUGGAGAAGAAAAUGGAUCAAACAGUGGAGCAGAAGCGGUUAAUGAUAUGACUGGAGAGUGUGGCAGACAUUCUAGGAGGCUCAUUAUGGAUAUAGAUGAUGAGGAUGCUAUAUGCAUGCGCACUAGAGCUCGCUAUUCACUUGCCAGUUUUACGCUUGAUGAACUUGAGACUUUUCUUCAAGAAACGGAUGAUGAUGAUGAUCUUCAGAAUGUCGACGAUGAAGAAGAAUACAGGAAAUUUCUUGCUGCUGUUUUACUGGGUGGAGGUGGAGACAGUCAGACAAUUCAAGAAAAUGAAAAUGUUGAUGAUGAAGAUGAAGACAAUGAUGCGGACUUUGAAAUAGAAAUUGAAGAGGCACUUGAGAGUGACUUCGAUGAAAAUACAGGUGGUGAGAAGCAAGUAAAGGAGCACGAGGCAGCUGGUCGACGACCUGAGACUAGGCAAAACAGACGCCAAAGAUCUUCUGCCCAAUAUAAAAAAAGGCUGCUCAAGCAAACAAAUAGGCCAUUGCGCCCCCUCUUACCAAAUGUAGCAAUUGUACCUUUCCCAGUUCACGAUGGAAAAAAUAUGGAGACUUCUUCAAAUUGUCUGUCAUCAUCAGCACAUAAUGGUUUAAUAAAUGGUUUUACUCCACAUCAGUUGGGCCAGUUGUAUUGUUUAGUACACGAGCAUCUACAACUUCUUAUUCAGGUGUUUUCUCUUUGUAUUUUUGACCCUUCUCACCAGUGCAUUGCUUCCCAAGCUCAGGAAUUGAUUUCAGAGAUGCUUCAUAGACGUGAUAAAGUAUUAUCAGGAAGAAGGGUACCCUAUCCCAGUUUUUGUUUUUGCCCUCCUUACAUUCAUCCAUCAGUGCCAGACGAACCCUUCAAAUCUUUGACAGCACAGAGCACCUCUGGAUCAUCUUGUACCUUGGAAGCACAGAGAUAUUGUUCUUCUGGAAAGAACAGAGUGUUACCUUCUGAUGUGAUUUCCCCUUUAAAAGAAGGAAGUGUACAUGUUUUUAACAGGGAGGAGGGUCACUUUCAAACUACUGAGUGCUCUUUCUGGGUUCCUUUAAUAAAGGGUCCUGUACUUUCUGUUCUGGAUGCUGCUCCACUUAAUUUAGUUGGAAAAUAUAUAGAUGAUGUUUCUACUGCUGUGCAGGAGUAUCAACAUCGACAAAUGGAAGCUACUUGUGAUCCACGUCUUCAAAGGGAGCCCUUGUUUUCCCUUCCCAGUUUUCAGUCAUCCACCGAAGCUAAUGGUGAAGUACGAGGAACCACUUCCCCAGCUGCCAACCCGGCGCCGCCUUCGCCAGCUAGUGAUCUACCACCUAAGAAGACAUUGGCUGCUGCACUUGUUGAAAGGACUAAAAAGCAAUCAGUUGCUGUAGUCCCUAGAGAAAUUGCCAAGUUAGCUCUGAGAUUUUUUCCACUGUUUAAUCCAGCCUUAUUUCCGCACAAGCCACCUCUUGCAUCUGUCGUGAACCGGGUGCUUUUCACUGAUUCAGAAGACGAGUUAUUAGCAUUGGGGUUGAUGGAAUAUAAUACAGACUGGAAAGCAAUUCAGCAACGGUUUCUUCCUUGCAAAUCUAAGCAUCAGAUUUUUGUUCGGCAGAAAAACCGUUCAUCUUCUAAAGCUCCUGAAAAUCCAAUAAAGGCAGUUCGGAGGAUGAAAAACUCUCCCUUGACUGCAGAAGAGAUGGCACAGAUUCAGGAGGGAUUAAAGGUUUUUAAACUUGACUGGAUGUCUGUAUGGAAAUUCACUGUCCCAUAUAGAGAUCCAUCCUUGCUACCCCGGCAGUGGCGCGUUGCUACUGGAACCCAAAAGACAUAUAAAUCAAAUGUGGAAAAAAAAGAGAAGCGGCGGUUAUAUGCAUUACAUAGAAGAAAGUGCAAAUCUGCAGCUUCGGCAAAUUGGCAAACUUCAUCUGAAAAAGAGGACUGUCAUACUGAUAAUGCUGGUGGAGAAAAUAAUAGUGGAGAUGAUUGUAUGGAUAACAAAGAUGAAGCUUAUGUUCACGAGGCAUUUUUGGCAGAUUGGAGACCAGAUACUUCUUCUAAACUUCCUGUCUGGAAUGUUAGGGAAAAUAAUCCACCCAGUGAUUUGCCGUCGCAAGAGGGUUCUCGUGUCUGGGAACAAACCUUUAAUAGUGGGUCCAUAGGAUCUCAUGCGCAAAGUGAUCAGGAAUUUCAUUAUGGAAAUAAUUACUCUCAGAAUCUCCAUAAUUUAUCUCGUUUUGCUCAUGCUAGACAUUGUGCAACUUCCUAUGGGUUGUCUCACCCAAUUUCUGAUAUGAAUUUGAGGUCCUCCAAGUCCCAAUUAUAUAUGCGGCCAUAUCGUGCUCGUAGAGCAAAUAGUGCUCGUUUAGUGAAAUUGGCUCCAGACUUGCCUCCUAUAAAUCUUCCACGAUCUGUCCGCGUAAUGUCUCAGUCAGCUUUCAAAAGCUAUCAGGGUGAAGUAUCUACUAAGAUUUCUGCUGUUGAUGCCGGAAAUGGUGAUGCUGCAACAGAAAAUCUAGUUGGGAAACUAACUUAUGUUGCAGUGUCUGGAACCAGCCAUCUAACAAAAGCCAGAGAGAACAAAAAUAAUUCACUGAUAAAUUAUAGCGGUAAUCUGCAUCCACAAGAAUCUGGAAUCAUCAGGGAUAAAUGUAUUGCAGUAGAAAAAUACGACUUAGAUCUACAAAUGCAUCCUUUGCUGUUCCAGGCCUCUCAAGAAGCGCGUCUGCCAUGUUACCCUUUGAGCUGCAAUAAUAAUACUUGUAGUUCUUUCAAUUUAUUUUCAGGAAAUCAGCCCCAAUUGAAUCUCAGUCUGUUUCAUAAUCCUCCCCAAGCAAACCAUACGGUUAACUUUUUUCAUAAAUCUUCAAAGGAAACUACUUCCUCAUCAUGUAAUAUUGACUUCCAUCCACUUCUGCAAAGAGCUGAUGAUGUAAAUAGUGACUUAGUAGUUGUAGAUGCACCUGCCCAUCUGUCUGAUAAUUUUGAUUCAUUAAGAGGCAACUGUGUUCAGCUUCAUAAUUCAUCUGAUGCAGUUCGAACUGAGUCACAGGUCAGUAGCUGUCCAACAGUUACCUCGACUAAACCCUCUAGUCCUAGUGGAAAGGCUAAUGAACUGGAUUUGGAGAUUCACCUAAGUUUUGCGUCCAGAAAGGAGAAAGUGAUGGGAAGUAGAGAUGUUAUCAAGGAUAAUCAAAUGAGGCCAAUCUUAAGUGCUGCGGAUUCUGGAAUUAUUAUGGAAACUCAAAACAAGCUAGCUUCUAUUCCAGAUGGAAUAAGCAGCAAGGUUGAUUCAAGUGCCCACGCAUUGGUUAUGUCAAGUAAUAACAUAAACAGAUAUGAUGUCAGUAAAGGAAAUGAUCUGUCUCUUCCAGAAAUUGUGAUGGACCAGGAAGAGUUAAGUGACUCUGAGGAAGAAGUUGAAGAGCAUGUAGAGUUUGAGUGUGAGGAAAUGGAUGACUCUGAAGGUGAGGAGGGAUCUGAGUCCGAGCAGAUUGUUGACUUGGAAAAUAAGGAGGUCCCAUAUGCAACUGUGGAGGAAGUUGCGGCAGAUGCAGAUUUUGAUAAUCAACAAUGUAAAACAGGGAACCAUAGUAAUUGGCAAGGCAAUGUUUGUGGGCCCUCGGAAGCUAGCACUCUCAAGUUGGAUUUGACAGAGGAAGGGAAAGAUAAACUGAGUAGUUCUUUAUGCUUGAGUUUGAAUUCAUGUGCUCCAGGUUGUCCUCCAGAUAACAAGACCAAGCCAAAGAGUGUAGAAAGUAGAAACACGGAAGGGUCGGGUGGGAAGAAUUGGAUGUCAGCACGUCCAAAUAGAUCAUGCAAGAAGACAAUGGCAAGUAGAAAAGAUUUUAGAUCACAGAAAGAGGCUGGGAACAUGCCACAAAAGCUUGAGCUGGGUCCACUUCUUGUUGACCCAUUGAAGAAACCCAGGAAGCGUGCAUGUAGAACUAACUCUAGUUUCAAUAUGGGUUGAGUCGAAAGAGUUGCAUGUAGAACCAACUAUAGUUUCAACAUGGGUUGAGAGUCGAAAGAGAUUCAAGUUUAAAUAGAGUUGGGACCGUAGACAGCUCCAACCAUGGUUGCAGUUGGAAUGAGUUGGGUUGGUUGUGGCUCUGUUGGGAAAUAAUGCUGUUGGAUGUGAGUUACCUUGCAAGUGACAGACUGGGGCAUCAAUCUCAGGUACAUUUGGAGGUUGAGAAAAAGUGAUCUUCUCAACUAAUCUACCUGCUAACAAGGCUGCAUGGAGACUGGUCCCUUCUUUGUUAAUAGGAUUUGAUUUUGGCAAAUGGGAUGAGAGAAAGUUAUUGUUUUUAAUUUAUUCACUCAUGUUCCUCUAAUGGAAGGGUUCUUCUGUACAGUCGUUGACUUGUAUAUAUAGAGUGCAUUGCUAUCUUUUAGGCAGGGGCAAUGUACCACGUAGAGAAAACCAAUUGGGAAACAAAAUUGCAGUGUUGUGGUGCUAGCAAAAUUGUCGACAAGCCAAACAAUUUGGCUGCUGGUAGUUAACAACUGGAAUGAGGAGGAUGGUUGCGUACUUUCACGACGAACUGUUUCAAGUCUCGAACCUCCCAAAUUGUUGUGAUUGAAGGAAAGUGUACGAUAGUGGCAGUCAUAUUAAAAAAUGGUAGUGAUUGACUGUCAUCAUGUUGUGUGUUGGAUUAUUGUCUCUUUGGUGCGACCCUAGCACGAUGUGUUAGUUCUGUAAA
Cornus florida is the source of this 5537-nucleotide messenger RNA. RefSeq lists its product as uncharacterized. Gene Ontology annotation, molecular function: transcription coregulator activity. Lineage: Eukaryota; Viridiplantae; Streptophyta; Magnoliopsida; Cornales; Cornaceae. Gene Ontology annotation, biological process: regulation of DNA-templated transcription. Gene Ontology annotation, cellular component: nucleus. The transcript has 10 exons. The record is from RefSeq and is a predicted model, not a curated record. Bases 380 to 4804 code for a protein of 1474 amino acids.